AAAAAGCUCGAAGCGUCAGUGGCAGUUUGGUUAUACACCUGCAUUGAAAAUCUACAUUUUCUAUCGACAUCAAGACUCGUCGCCGAAAAGGAGAAAUCGACACCAGCAGUCAAUACCGCAGUCAUGGGUCCUUCAUUAAACAACCACUCUUCAUUCGUCCGACCCCGUACCGGAGACCGUGAUGGUCGCCCGGGUACACGGGAUCAGACUGAUCAAAACCUGAUAAUUCCAAGCAGAACAUCUUCUCUGCAUUCCCGAAUUACCCAGCCAAUUCCAUCCACGUUGAAUGUCAAGCCUCAACAGCGGACACCAAAAACACUCACACACGCUUAUAUGGUAUGCGGUGUUGGGCGUGAACCAUCGCAAUGGGUUAAGGCACCGGCUCCCGCACAAGGAAAGAUUGGACACAUGAAGGGGGCCGUUGGACAAUUCUGGUUGCCAGAAAUACUGGGUAGCAGUCCAAGAUUAGAACAGGAUAACGAGAUUGCCAGGGCUUUGCAUUCAGCAAUGAGGGCCUGCUUUCCUCACGAUGUAGAGAUCUGCACUGGACGCAGUCAACCGCACUGCGUGCACCACUCUUUCGUUCUCCAACAAGAUUCUUCACACACCCUUUACGGCAUCGCUCUUCGAGUUUGGUCGAGAGCUGAUGAGAAGCGCGCCGAGACUAUUCGCGACCUCAGAAAACGAACAGAAACAGACUUCUACGAUUCCGCUGACGAGACCUAUUGGAUUCCGUACUGCUUGUCUUUCCUUUCCAGAUAUCCUCUUUAUGAUCUUUUGGGUGAUUAUCUGCGAGGGAUGUGGAUUCACUGGAAUAAGGCCACCAACCUUUUCCACGCCGAAGAGGUCUCCCGUAUUUUGAGCUUUCCAGCGCCAAGGCUCAAUGAUCUGGUACGAAUUGAUAUGAAGGACUAUGCUCUUUGCUACCAAUUCCCUUCAAGCCCAACAGGAUUCCAGAACUUCGCCAUGUGGCCAUUGUUCUCCUGCUUGUCCAUCCCCAAUAUCGUUGGUGUAAUUGAGGCGGCUCUCUCGCCAACUCGUCGCAUCAUUUUCGUCAGUCACUACCCUGCCAUGCUCACAGUAGCAGCCGAGACAAUCCGCUACUGUGUUCGUGUUUACGAAUGGAGUGGCCUGUAUGUUCCCGUUGUGCAUGCGAGACAUGCAAAGGAACUCGUACAAGAGCCGGGCCCAUACAUACUUGGUAUCACUGCUGAAUGCCGAAGUCUUUUCACCGCUCCCACGGAUGCCUUGGUUGUGGAUUUGGACCGUAACUUCGUUCUUACUUCUAGCCCGCCCACCGCACUCACUCCAGGCCAGCGCACCAAGAUGGUUAGUAGAAUGACACAGGCACUUAACGGAGAUGUGACACCAUCCGGUGUUCCACAACACUUGCGAUCGGCGUAUGGUGGCGGAAAACUGGUCCCUGCAGGUCAAAUAAUCGUGAUGAGAGGUGAAGUUGAGUCAAUUCAGGACCCUGAAUGGUGGAACCAGGAUUCUCUCAUGGCUGUCAUGGAUCAUGUUUGUGAAAAAAUGGGGAGAAACACCGGCAUGAAAGCUGUUUUUGGCGGGGCUGUGAAGAAGCCACUCAUGACCAAGGUUUCUAUGAGACAUUUGAAUGAAAUUGUUCGAGAGCGAAAUCAAUACUCCAGGGAUGCUCUGGAAGCCUGGCAAGAUUUCAUUAACCUCAAGGGCCGCAUGGACACAGAACUCGGCAAGGUCUCCAAGAGGAAUAAUUUCCUUGUCGAGGAACUCGAGAGCUGGAAACAACAAUUCCUCAAAUUCCAAGCUUUCGCUGAACAGCUGACCAAGGAGACUCAAGAUCUUAAGGUCAAGAUCGAGAACCACAAGCGUGAAAACAGACGCCUUAAUGUCCUCAUUGAUCAACAAAAGGAUGAUUCGGCGCGCCUCACCACACGUCUCUCUGGCACAGAGAAGCAGCGUGACGAUGCCCUCGAAGCAUUGGUUCUCCAGCAAGAGAUUGCCGAGGAACUUGAGCGCGAGCGCAAACGCAACAAGAAGGAGCUUUCUGCGCUGCAGCACACCAACGGUACUAUUCUUCGCCAACGCGAUGAAGCACAGCGUGUUGUUCUCCAUCUCCGCAGCUUGAUUGGUGGUCAAGCUCACCACAUGGAGCACCUGGUUCAGACUCUCGGAAAGAGCCCAGACUUGGCCGAGUACAUUGAGGGCGGCUACGAUGACGAUGACCUGGAGGAUAUUGCCGAGAAGCCCGAGGCUGAGGAAAAUGGAAUCGUCGGUGGUUAUGAUUCACGUGCUUCGUCGCGCGUAUCAAACAGAUACAGCAAGACCAGCGAGGACAUGGCCCCAGAAUUGGAGACCAGACUCAGAAAUGGUCUUCGAAACAGCAAGCGAUACAGUCAGAUGAGUAUCGUUGAUGUCGCUGAUCGUCACCUGAGGGAUAAGACCGAUGCCAUCGCCCACAUCAUCCGGAACAUCAGCGAUCAAUGCGCUGCUGCUGUCGAGGGUCUACAGCUUGCCCACGAUGCCGAUGCCGAGGCCGAAGAGAUCGCCUUGAACCAAAAACGUAGCUAUCGUGCAAGUAACUUAUCAACAGCAGCCAGCGAGGACGGACACUCAGCUCAGGGCUCAGACAUGGGCGACGACAGUCUCCUGGCUCCAAGCGGGCGUGCGUCCAGCAUCCCCCCCACUCCAGAUCUCAUCCACAACCGUUCAAGCACGGCGAUGUCCAUCGCCAGCUCAACCACCACUCCUGAACGGAGUAGUCAGCAAUACAACAUCGGCACCGACAUCCCAACGAAGAUCGUUGAGGAUAGUGAUGAGGAAAUCGAGGGACGGAGCGAGUGUGAAUCGGAGAUCACUACCAAGGGUGGCCUGAUUCACAGACCAGCUGGUGCUCGCAUCUCUGCUCUGGGCGGACACUAG
This is a messenger RNA of Lachnellula hyalina, 2901 nucleotides long. RefSeq names its product C-myc promoter-binding protein (gene DENND4A). Gene Ontology annotation, biological process: regulation of Rab protein signal transduction. The transcript has 4 exons. Gene Ontology annotation, cellular component: cytoplasmic vesicle. The record is from RefSeq and is a predicted model, not a curated record. The annotation marks the transcript as partial. NCBI's taxonomy places the organism in Eukaryota, Fungi, Ascomycota, Leotiomycetes, Helotiales, Lachnaceae.